AUGGUCAAUGUAGAAUCGUCAGAGCUUGACAGAGCGGAGGAGUUAUUACCCCCUGAGCUACUGGAUAUCCUUGGGGAAGACCCAAGUAAACCCAAAGAAGUCCCCAUUACAUUCAAUGCAGCAAUCAAGGUUAGGAUGGAGAAAUGGCUUCAAGAAGGACUCCAAGAGGAUGUUAAGAAGACCCUAUCCGAAAUUGCCAAGAAGCGUGAUGUUCAUUUUGUGAAUUCACAAAAUUCAGCAGGAUCAGCACUGUCAGCUCUGGGAGCAGCAAUGUCAAUGGUCGUUGACAAUCCAGAGGAUGGCAUUGACCAAGAACUGUUGGUAUCAUACCUCUGGGAUGCAUCAAAGUUGAUGUGUGAUGUUUUUCAUCAAUUCUCAGUAGCUAGAAGAUCAUUCAUCACGCCGUUACUGAAUAAAUCAGUGAAACCGACAGUGGAAGCCACUAAACCUGACGAGUGGCUCUAUGACGAAAAAUUCGCCGACCAACAAGGGACAGGGAAACGUCAGACACCCACCUGCGAGAUACAAGCAGGUGGGUGGCUAUCAGAAACGACAGACACUGAACUUCAAACCAAGAACAUUCACGCAGACAUCCCGCCCUGCGAGCUCCAAGACGUCAUCAACGUCGAAUCGAACGACGAUAACAAAGAAAUAGAUGAGGUAAUCAUCCCUGCCGGUCGUUUGAGGUUAUUUACUGACGUUUGGAGAGAAAUUACAACAGAUAAAUUCAUAAUCCAGUGUCUUCAGGGAUAUAAAAUCCCGUUCAGAAAAAUUCCACAUCAAUUUAAACCUCCAAAUGCUCCGUCUCGGUUAGCAAAAAAUUGGACCACCAUUAGCGCAGAGAUUGAGAAAUUAUUAAUCAAAGGCGCAAGUGAGGAAUGUUCAGAGGAGGAAGGACAAUUUAUUUCGUCAUAUUUUCUUAUUCCUAAGCCUGAUGGCUCCAACAGGUUUAUUUUCAAUUUGAAGAGAUUAAAUCGAUUUGUUGUACAAAAGCAUUUCAAAAUGGAAGAUAUAAGAUCAGUUGAGAUCCUUCUGAAUCAAGGGGAUUGGAUGGCAUCUUUAGACUUAAAAGACGCAUAUUGUUUAAUGCCUGUACAUAGGGAUCAUCGUAAAUAUUUACGAUUCCAAUUUAAUGGGAAGCUCUUCCAAUUUACAUGCCUACCUUUUGGUUUAUGUUCCAGUCCGUAUGUUUACACAAAGAUCUUUAAACCUGUCAUGUAUAAAUUAAGAAUUCAGGGUAUUCGUACAGUGAUUUAUAUUGACGAUCUUAUAAUUAUCGCAAAUUCGUAUUCCGAAUGUUCGAAUCAAGUGAAAAUAGCUCGGGACUUGAUUGAACGAUUGGGGUUUAUAAUUAAUUAUCAAAAGAGUUCGUUGGUACCUAAUCAGCGUUGCAAAUAUUUGGGGUUUAUAAUUAAUUCAAUAGAUUAUCGGUUAGAACUCACUGACAAGAAAAAAGAACAUAAACACCCUUUGUCGCAGACUUCCGACGAAAGACGUAGAUCCCGUUUGUCCCCCCAUCGGACGUCGUGCAAACGGAAUCCUGGAGUUCGACGGUUGAUAAUAUCCAGGCGUUUUCCUUCGCACCUGAGGAGGCUUGAGAGUCUCGCUCAUCUUAUUUAA
Diachasmimorpha longicaudata is the source of this 1620-nucleotide messenger RNA. RefSeq lists its product as uncharacterized. The coding region runs from base 1 to 1620 and encodes 539 amino acids. NCBI's taxonomy places the organism in Eukaryota, Metazoa, Arthropoda, Insecta, Hymenoptera, Braconidae. The transcript has 3 exons. The record is from RefSeq and is a predicted model, not a curated record.